Molecule: messenger RNA, 841 nt
Organism: Paramuricea clavata
Lineage: Eukaryota; Metazoa; Cnidaria; Anthozoa; Malacalcyonacea; Plexauridae
Source: the annotation of a GenBank genome assembly
CAAAAUGUAUACAGUAUCAUGUUUGAAAUAAUAUAUAAUAUAAUUCAGAAAUCCCAAUCUGAGAUGAAAGUUCAAAAUGAAGAAAUAGAAAGAAAACAAGAUGAAAUGAAGGUAAUAGACAAUUAGACUUUUCAAUUGCGAAUGGAUUUGCAUGACGAUAGGUAUAAUUGGUUAACAGCAAUACUGCAACACAUUUAUCAAAAAUUAAAUUUUACAAUUCAGAAAAAUGAUGACGAAAUCAAACAUUCCCAAGCACAGAUAAAAGUGGAAAUGAACGAAAUGAAAGAUAAAAUCACUGGAAUGGAAAGAAAACAAGAAAAAAUAAAGGUAAGAUAAGAUUGGUCCAUUCUAGGUUUACAUGGCGAUAAAAACAAAUCUUCUGUAUGUCAACUUUGUGAGGAUAUUAAUUUACAUUUCCUGUACUAAUCGUAGUUUAUCAAAAUGUACAGGAUAAGAUGAAAGUGGAAUUGAAAGAAAUGAAAGAUAAAAUCACAGGAAUGGAAAGAAAGCAAGAUCGAACAAAGGUAAGUCAUGAUUAUUGGGUCAUCAUCUACCUAUACUAUCCAGGCUCGUGGUUGGUUAAUUAUAACAAUGAAAGACAAUAAAACUAUAGAAAUCGUCUUUCUAAAGAACGAGUCACGAACAAUGAUCAUUUUUGUUUCUGAUUUGUUUCUGAAAGCCAAUCACAAAACAUGAUCAUUUUAGGUAGGUCUUUACCAGGAUUCUUUGCAGCUUUGCACGGAGACGAAUCAAAUUGUUUUGUGUAUUGUUGGCGAUGACAAUGGAUUAUUUCAAACCUGAAAUUAUGAUCUAUGAAGAUAAAUAACCUGGACACUGAAAU